Molecule: messenger RNA, 2154 nt
Organism: Ustilaginoidea virens
Lineage: Eukaryota; Fungi; Ascomycota; Sordariomycetes; Hypocreales; Clavicipitaceae
Exons: 3
Coding region: 1-2154 (717 amino acids)
Biological process (GO): vacuolar transport; protein localization to membrane
Cellular component (GO): Golgi apparatus; membrane
Source: RefSeq, a predicted model, not a curated record
AUGAUGUGGGAGGGCAAGAUUCGCCUCGCUGGCCUGCUUUUCCUCGCAUUCUUCUCCCCAUCCGAUGCUUUUUACAUCCCAGGAUGGUCGGUCAAGAGCUAUAAACCGGAACAGCAUAUCCCCCUCAUGGUCAACAAGAUCUACUCCGACAACACACAGCUGCAAUAUGCGUACUACCCUCUACCUUUUGUGUGCCCGCCAACCGGUCGUCACAAACCUGGCACAGGCCUGCUGAGUGGUCAAAGCAUCUCCUUGAACCUGGGCGAGGUCCUCCGAGGGGAUAGAAUCAUGGCCUCGGAUAUCGAGCUGGUCAUGGGCCAGGACAAGCCCUGUCAAACUCUCUGCAACAAGCAAAUAUCGCCCAGUGAGUUGGAACGCGCCAAGGAACUGGUCCGGGAUGGCUACGUAGCCGAGUGGAUCGUAGACAACCUGCCUGGCGCCACCAGCUUCGUCACCGUCGACAAGACGAAAAAAUACUACGCCGCUGGGUUCAAGCUUGGGUACACCGAGGUCUCGCCAAGGACGGGCAAGAUGCACUACUACCUUUAUAAUCAUCACACGAUUGUCAUUCGAUACCGCUCCGCGGCUGGACGUGCUGGCGAACGGGGCGAAAGGAUCAUUGUCGGCUUCGAGGUCUACCCCAAGAGCAUCGGCAGCGCCAACAGGCGGGACAGUCAAGGAUGUCCCGUAGACGUCCAAAACGUUGACGGGGCAUUCGAGCUUCACAUGGCUGCCAACAAGUCGGCGGCUGCCGCGCCCAAACACGCCGAUUCUUCGGAAGCGGCCAAGGACGUGGCCGGUGGGACAAUGACCAUUCCUUACACGUACGCGGUGUACUUUCGCGAGGACAACAGCGUCGAAUGGUCCCGCCGCUGGGAUUUGUACUUUGUCAACCAGGAGGAGAGCUCUCGCAUCCACUGGCUGGCCAUUGUCAACUCGCUGAUAAUUUGCGGACUGCUCACCGGCAUCGUCAUGAUCAUAGUUGCCAGGACGGUACGCUCAGACAUCAAGGGCUACAUGGAUGCCGCGGCAGAAGAUGGCGGGCUGCGGUCGAAGCGGAAGCAGCCAUCCGGCAAGCGCACGCCCGGGGAGAAGAAGGCUGCCGGCCUGCUUGAACAGGCCGGGGCCGGCGACGACGCGACCAAGGACGCCGACGCGUCUUCCGACGACGAGGCCCUGGAGGACGUGACGGGAUGGAAACUGCUCCACGCCGACGUUUUCCGGACGCCCCGGCGCGGCAACCUGCUGGCGCCCGUCGUCGGCUCGGGGAUGCAGCUGAUGUUCAUGGCGGCGGGCUUGGUGCUGCUGAGCGCGCUGGGGGUCCUGAACCCCAGCUUCCGCGGCGGCUUCAUCAGCGUCGGGGUGGGGCUCUUCGUCUUUGCCGGCCUGUUUUCCGGCUACUAUUCGGCGCGGGUGUUCAAGAGCUUCGACGGCAGGGACUACAGGGCCAACGCCCUGGUGACGGCCCUGCUGUUCCCGGGGCUGGCCUUUGGCCUGGUGUUUGUCCUGAACCUGUUCGUCUGGGCCCAGGCAUCCAGCACGGCGAUCCCGUUUGGGACGCUGGUGGUCAUGACGCUGCUCUGGCUGUGCAUCCAGGUGCCCCUGGUGCUGGCCGGGUCGUACUACGGCUUCGCCAGGGCGGGGGCGUGGGAGCACCCGACAAGGACGGCGCCGGCGGCGCGGCCGGUGCCCCGGCGAGCGUGGUACCUCGAGCCGCUGCCGUCGGUGCUGGUGGCCGGGCUGAUUCCCUUUGCGGUCAUGUUCAUCGAGCUCGUCUUUGUGUUGCAGUCGGUGUGGCAGGACAAGAGCGGGUACUACUACGUGUUUGGGUUCCUGGCGGUCGUCUCGGCCAUCCUGGCCGUCACGAUUGCCGAGGUGACGGUGGUGACGGUUUACGUGCAGCUGUGCACCGAGAACCACGACUGGUGGUGGCAGUCGUUCCUGGUCGGCGGCGGCAGCAGCCUGUGGGUGUUUGCCUACAGCGUCUGGUACUACGUCUUCAAGCUGCACAUUGGCGGCUUCGUCAGCAGCAUGCUGUUCUUCAGCUACAGCUUCAUGGCGUGCUGCGUGUACGGGCUGCUGACGGGGACGAUUGGGUUCCUGAGCGCCUAUGCCUUUGUGCGACGAAUCUACGGCGCCAUCAAGGUCGACUAG